This is a messenger RNA of Microthlaspi erraticum, 1152 nucleotides long. Lineage: Eukaryota; Viridiplantae; Streptophyta; Magnoliopsida; Brassicales; Brassicaceae. The record is from the annotation of a GenBank genome assembly.
AUGAUGACCCAUGGGGAUAACCUUCCAUGGGAGUUGACUGAAGAGAUACUCUCUUGUGUCCCUCCUAAAUCUCUAGUUCGUUUCAGAGCCGUAUCGAAACAAUGGAACGCUCUCUUCCACGACAAGACGUUCAUCAACAACCACAAGUCGACGUUUCGAUUCAUCUUGAAGACCAAAUCCAAGAUCUACUCGGUAAGCAUCGAUCCAAAGAUUGUGGUCCGUGAGUUAACCUUGGACAUUCCCGGUUUAGAAUCUCAAAUACCUAACGACGUAGUUGAUUGCGAUGCGUUCUUGCUAUGUGGCAUGGACAAAGGAGCCGCGGUUUGGAACCCGUGGUUAAAUCGAGCUACAUGGUUCGAGGCUGAGGUUAGCCAACCUAAAUUAAGAAUAGAUGGUAUAGGUUAUGAUAGCAAUAAGAGGUCUCAUGAAAAUGUUUACAAGACCGUUUGGUAUCGUCCAAGGAUAUCAGUGUUAGAACACACCACGUGGAAAAUCCAUGACUAUGCCUCCGAUGCAUGGAAUGAGGUCGUGUCGGAAUCUGGUGGUGGAGACGAGCAGGGAAGAAAACGUCCUACGUUGCAUUCCAAAAGCAGUGUAUCGUUGAAUGGAACUUUGUAUUGGGUUACAUAUGUUGAGGAGACUGAUCCGGCCUCGUACUUCCUAAGUAAGCUUGAUCUUUCGACAGAAAAAUUCUUAAGAUUUUGUGAUCUACCAUUUGGUAUGAACCAUCCUCGCAAUGCUCUUGUGCUUAGGGUCUUUAAAGGAGACCGGUUUUCGUUGUUAACGCAAUGUUACGUGACGAAGAAGAUUGAGGUUUGGGUGACCAAGAACAAGAUUAACCAUGAGGAUGAUGUGGUUUGGAUGAGUUUAAUGACUUUUUCAGAUCCUGACUUGCCGAGUUUAGUAGAGACCAUAUCCUACUCUCAGCCAAGUUACUUCGUUGAUGAUAAAAGGCUUGUCGUGUGUUCUUGCGAUGAAAAUGGUCGGGCUUGGGUCUAUGUUAUGGGGGAAAAUAAGUUGAUCAGCAAAACCCGAAUAGAUUCUGUGGUUGAUAAAUGGCCUACGCAUUGCACCUAUUUUCCUAGUUUGGCGCCCAUUCCUCGAAGUCAAAGACAGAAGAGAAAAAGAGAUGAAUCAGAAGAAGAAGCUUAA